This is a messenger RNA of Mercenaria mercenaria, 3125 nucleotides long. RefSeq lists its product as uncharacterized. The record is from RefSeq and is a predicted model, not a curated record. NCBI's taxonomy places the organism in Eukaryota, Metazoa, Mollusca, Bivalvia, Venerida, Veneridae. The annotation marks the transcript as partial. The transcript has 12 exons.
UAUGACACGAAUAUGUAUUGUUCAAAUUAUCCAGAAAAAAACGUUGCUGAGCUUGUACUAGCCAAAGAUGACAACGACUGAAGAGGAAAUAACACGGGGACAUGAACUUUACCUGAGACAUCUUUUACUUCUGGGGCAAGCUGCACCCUUGGGUGUAAAGGCCGUAAUUGAAAGAGAAGUCAGGAAACGAUGCAUGGGAAAUCUUGCCAAUCUUUUAGCUGAAAAGAAGGAUAUUUUUCAAGAUAACUACAGUGCAGAGUUUCCUCUGUUAUUUCAAGACGAUGAAGUUAAUGCAGAUAUCGAUUCGUGGGACAUACACUUGCUCUGCGUUGUAACAUUGGUCCUAUUUGAGUCGUGUCUUACCAAUACAGAACUGAAAGCAAUAAUAUGUAUAAGUGACCAAAGAAAAGACUUAGAAAAUUAUGCCCACUCUGCAACGCUUAGCUACAAGACCUUCGAGACAAAAUGGGAUCCUUUACAUUCUGCAAUACUGGAUCUUAUCAAAGAAAUUAAUGACGAGACAGCUAAGUUUCAGUGUAAACGAAUGAUUCAUUCUUUUAAAUCAGAAUCCGUCAGAGUUAACAUUGAACUGAUAAAUAGAAUAAAACAGACGAAAGAUGUCAACACGCAUGUUUAAAUGGCUAUACAAGACAAAGUCAUCCCGAAAAUUCAUGGAGAGGAAGAUGUCCGUUGUUACCAAAACAAGCUUCUAGAAAUACAAACUGACAACCCAGUAUUUACAGAGACUCUUCAAGAUACGUUUGUCUAUGUUGACGAACCGGCAAUUCUCACAUGUAAACUCAACGUUUCUGAGAAAGCAGUCAUGUGGGUACAGGAUGACCAACCGGUAGAGGAAUCGGACAACUUAAUGUUUGUUGACAAGAAAUGUUUCCAUUGGUUAGCGAUAUCUCAUGCAAAGAUAACAGAUACAGGGUAUUAUUCUUGUAUAUGUGGUCAGUCUUCAACAACGGCUUUCUUCAAAGUCUCAGAGAAACCUUUGAAGAUAAUUGAGAACUUACAUGUAGCGACAGCAGAAAUCAACGUAAGAGUGAAUGCGGAUAUCAUCCUAACUUGUAGAGUCGACCAGAAUUCAAACAAUAGUGUUUGGCGACAUAACGGCAAAGAAAUUAAACCGUGUGAUAGACUACGUGUAUCAGUACAGGAACUAGAACAUAAACUUACAAUCUAUAAUGCUACUUUAGAAGAUGAGGGUGAUUACACAGUUGAUUAUGGUGAUGUGAAAUCAAACACAACUCUAACACUUAAAGAAAAUCCAGUGUUCACAAAAAAACUUCAAGACAUGUUAGUUUAUGUCGGCGACCCAGCAAUUAUCGCAUGCAAACUCAAUGUUUCUGACAAAGCAGUAAUAUGGCGUCAUAACUACAAACCUGUAGUAGCAACAGACAACUUAAAACUUGUUGCAGAUACCUGUACCCACUGGUUAGCGAUUUCGAAAACAAAGAUGACAGAUUCAGGAUAUUAUUCGUGCGCAUGUGGCAUAGAAUCAACAACGGCUUCCCUCAAAGUUUCAGAAAGACAUCUGAUGAUAACCGAAGAAUUGCAUGUAACUACACCAGCGGCAGAUGUCAGAGAGAAUAUGGAUAUUGUUCUAAUGUGUGCGGUCAACCUACAUACGAAUGAAGUGAUAUGGCAACAUGACGGCACAGACAUUACACAAGGUAUAAAACACCUCGUCGCAGUGCAGGGGCUAGAACAUAAGCUUACAAUUAGGAAUGCAAAGUUUGAGGACGAUGGUGAUUACACAGUUGCCUUUGGUGAGAAAAAGUCAAGUACAAUCUUGACAAUAAAAGGCAACCUUAAUCUUUUACACAAAAAACAACUGACAGAAGAUCUGUUCAAAAAUUGGAUCAGAGGUGCCCUAGGUAUAAAAUAUUUGAAACUGGGCAUACAGGAGUUUGCUGAAAAUUCCGUACAAUCGCAUCACUUUGAAAUUAUGAAACAGCUUUCAUCUGUUGUGAAUAUAUGUACAAAUUGUACAGUAGAUAUUCUUCUCCCGUCACACAUGCAGGGACAGUGCCCCCAAAAAUCAAAGUGUCUGUGUUCUAAACAGCGAAAAAACAGGAGGAUUUGUCAGAGACAAGGAUUUUGUAGUAAGUUUUAUGAUAAGAUACUAUUUGAUCACCGAUUCUUCGACUUAACGCUUAUGAACACAGAUAUUCAAUCAUGGGGCACCGAUCCUUGGAGUGUUGCUACGUGCUAUAUCAGCACUACUGGUUACAGAGGCAAGCUGUCGGCGAAAGAAGUUGACUGUUCGGGAUUAUUGAGUAUGUUGAUCAACAACAAUUUUAUCCAUAGAAGUCUCGGUGACGUGGAAAUAAAUGGAGAAACAGACCUAUUUAAAAAGGCGAGGGAUGCACGCAAUGACAUACUUCACAAUAUUGAUUUGUUCAAAGCUGUAUUGGAGAUUAAAGACGCCAAAGGCGAAGCCCCACUUUCCGGACAACCAGGUGCUCAAGACGCCAUUGGUUAUCUGAAUGAGUUACCAAAAAUGCAGAUCGAUAUAUGUGAUUCCCAAGAUUUUCACAAGCGAAUACAAGAUAUAAAAGAACAUACAAGUGAUCAAUUAGCGAAGAUAGAGGAAGCCAAGAAGCAGCAUUAUAUAAAAGUUCAACAAUUAGAGCAACAACUGAAAAUGACAGAGAAAAACCUUCAGCUGAUGCGUGAUCUCUGGUCAACACCGGAAAAAAGUAAACCCAAAGAUCCUUUCGAACUAGAGCUACAUGUACAAGUUACCAAACCAGCAGGUGAGACAAGCACAGAAGGGAAUCAACGUAUUUAUCAAACCAUGAAAAAAUACGUAGAGAGAAUAGAAACACCAAUGAAUUCUACUGAUCAAUCGGUUCACCGCUUGCUUGGCUACAUAAGUAAACUUAAAGAGUGUAAGAUUGUUGAUGUUUUGAAAAAAGAGAAAUAUGCCUACAUCAAAGUCCACUGUUCUACUUGUGAGGCGAUUCAAGAGUUUCUCAAGUUAAUCAAUGGAAACGAGUUUCAGGAAGAAGUAGUUGUUCUACGAAAAUGCUUAGAGAGGGAGGAAAACAUAAAAGUACAUGAUGUGAUAGUGAGCUGCUCGUCGGAAAGCAUAAGAAAUACAAGGAAGCGUCUAU